CGUACUUCACAUGGUGUUUUCUGUUUUGUUGAAAUUUUCUAUAAAACAAAGCUUAUAACUCAUUUUCUGUUCAGUUUGCUCUAAAAUUCCUACUCCCAGAAUGGAUUCUGACGAAAUCCCGUUGCCGGAGCUGGAAGGGGAAAGUGGUCCUCCGAAGAAACUCAGUCGUCGUUACAAAUCUAGUUCAUCUUCAGAAAUGGAGGUGGAGACUGGUGGGGGUGAUGCUAUGUGGAUUCCCGGGAGUGGUGAUUGCCCAUCAUGCCCAUUGAAUACUGGUGGUGUUGCCGGUGUGUUGGCCACUGGAGAACGGCACUCUGAACAGCAACCUGGGAGACCAGUUGUUGCCAAUACUGUUGCGGCAUCUGCUCAUGGCUCAACUGAUUAUGAUCAUAUUUGUAAAGGUGCGACCUUGCACCAUAUCACCGAAAGUCAAAUCGAGAAAGUGUAUGAAAAACACUUUGCGGCAGAUCUCUCCGAUGAUACAUGUGAAGAAAAUUCGCCAUCAGCAAGUUUGAAACACUUUGAAGUCCGCUCUGCUAACACCUGUGAAGGUUCAAAAGUCGACUGGUGCAGUUUAGUCAAUUCUAAGGGAGGAAAUAACAGUGGACAUGGAGUUGGGGAAUCUGAAUGGGUUUAUUCAGAGUCUGGGGGCAUCCUCGACGUCAAUAUGACCUCACAACCUGACAAGCCUUCACAACCUGAAACAGAAUUUGAAAAAAAUGAUCAUUUGGAUGGAAGUUGUCAAGUGACAAAUGUUUCCGAGCAUAAAGAUUCUUGUUCUGCACCAGGUUGUGUGAGGCCCAGCGCACUUGAUGAAACUUGUGCUGCACCUGAUAGUUUGGGGCCCAACACAGAUGUCAAUUUUUGUACUGCAGGUGAUGGUUUGGGGCUCGGCACACAUGACGAUUCUUGUGCUGCACGUGAUAGUUUGGGGCUUAGCACAUGUGACGAUUCUAGUCCUGCACGUGAUAAUUUUGGGCCCAGUACACGUGACGAUUCUUGUGCUACACGUGAGCAUGAAAGGCCCAGCACAUCGGCAAGUUAUGCUUCUGGCGGCUGUGACUGCUCAAGUGAGAUGGUUGCGACGUUAGUAUUGCAGCGGCAUCAUACUUCGGCCAUCUGUAACCUUUGCUCCAGAAAUUUAGACUAUCGACCAGAAGUAAGCAUAACAAGUCCAAGGGCAUGUAAAAUAAUUGAUCAAAAUGCCUCGCAUUCACAGGUAGCGGAAGAAAGUUUAGUCAGGGAGUCUAAAUCUUCAUGCGGUGCAUUUGAACAGACUGGUUUUGAUGGGGAUUCCCCUGGUGGCAGUGAAUCCGACCAAGCCUCGGCAUUACAAUUCAACGAACUCCCUGUGCCAAUCGUUUUAAAGAUAUUUGAGUAUCUGUCUCGUUUCGAACAACUGCGAAAGGUGGCGCUAGUGUGUAAAUUCUGGAACACUCUUACUCAAGAUCCUGAAUUAUGGCGUGUUAUCGAUUUACGAGGACAGUUCAAAUUAACCAACCAAAUUCUUGACCGAUUGACGUCGUACAGUGAUCAUGUGACCAGUAUUGACCUAUCAGAUUCAAAACUGAUUUCGUCCAGUGGCAUUGCAGCAUUAACAAAGCGAUGCCAUUCUCUACAAGUAUUGAAACUGAGUCGAUGUUAUUCACUGAGCGGGCCGGCCUUCCGCUCGAUCGGGGAGAACUGUCUGUCAUUGCGCAAGUUAUACUUCGACAUCUGUUACCCAUUGACAGACGCAGAUCUAAACUGUAUUGCUCAGGGAUGUUCGCGCCUGACAACUCUAAGCCUGAAUCAUUGUGACAGCAUCACAGACGAGGGGGUGAAGGCUGUAGCUCGCCAAUGUCCACAGCUUGAGGCCAUCAACUUGGAUCAUCUGGGCAAGCUCACUUAUCGUAGUCUGGAGGCUCUGAGCUGUAACUGUCCCAAACUGUCCACAGUCAGUUUGAUGAGUGCAGUCAUGAAUGAUGAAGGUAUAAUCCAUCUCACGCAGCUGCCAAAGCUGUCCAUUUUGGAUGUAUCCAACAUAACCGCUCUGACGAAGAAAUCCGUGACGAGAAUCGUGAUUCGCUGUAAGCAGUUGACCAAACUGAACAUUUGCCUGAUGCGAUGGGUCGAUGACGACAUGAUCGAAGUUAUAGCGAGAAAUGCCACCAACUUGAAGACCCUGCAUUGUGUCUCUUGCAAUAUCACUGACAAUGGUCUGAAAAUCCUCGCCGACAAUGCCAAACACCUCGAGGUACUGGACGUAAGUUGGUGCAAUGAUCUGACAGCAGAGGGCGUUCAGUACAUAGCAGAGCGGUGUCGAACGCUACGCUUCAUCAGUUUGAUUCGUUGCGAUCGUGUUACCAUGGAAACACUAACUGACUUUGUCGACCGCUACCCGCGUAUUCACUUCUCCAGUUUCUUUUUGGAUGCUCAGAGAUUACUCAAAAAAGCCAUGGAACAAGGUUAUGUGUAAACACUUGGAAGUGGUGUUGUAAAGGGUGGCACGAAAAAAAAAGGUAAUCCUGUCACCGAUUGGUGCAUCAUGACGAUUAUUGAUCAAGAGGUGCAGGGAACUGUUAAUCAUGAACGCUGUUCGUUCCCAUUUUUGGAUGUUUUUCUGCAGCGCCUUCUUAGAUAUAUAUUUCUAAUAGGUGCUGACCUUGCAAUAUUUAUUGACAUCCCUACCUUUACAAAUGUAAACUUUGGUGUUUUUUACUCCUGUUUUUAUUUGUCAAUUCAUAUCUACAUGGUGGCCUAGAAAACUUUUCCCCUGUACAAUAGAAUUCUAUUGUGUAUCCAUUGUGUGAGGGAAAAGUUUUCUGGGUCACCCUGUAGUAUACCUGACUAUAUUUGUGGACAGAGGACCUGGGCAGCUUGUAAUUUAUUCGAUAUUUGUGAACAAUUAUUUUGUCGUGUGAUCACUGAGGCCUAAUAUUGUCAGGAGGGACAUCCUCCUCACGAAAGUUGCCAAAAUUGCCUGCAAGCAAGAUUUUCCUGUUUUACAGUGUUUUGUUUGGGAAGGUACAUGUAGUUUUUGAACCAAAAAAUACCAGUGACUUUUGGGGAUUUUCAUGUGCUUUUUAAAAAAAAAAUGUGUUUGUAACAGUUGAUCCUCUUUAAAGGGGUCUGUAGGCAAGAGCUGGGGGGGGGGGGGGUCGAUGAUGUCAAGGUGAAUUAUGUGCACAUUUAGGGAACUGGGCCUGCUUUUAUGUCGUGAUCAAAAUUAAUCUCUACAAGGCAACUCAACUUACUUUGGUAUGAAAUGCGAAACAUUUGAAUGCAUUCAACUUUUCUUCUGUGGAGCUGCUGCAUUGAAAAGCUUAGGCCUGACAGAUCGCACAUCACCAGUGGUUUCCUUGUUGUUUUUGCAGCGACUGUGACAUUUUGUUCAUCGCGAGGGGGGACUCAUGAAAUAUUUUAAAACAUUUUGAAAACAGUGUUUUCCUUUUCAUUGUCAUUUUGUUCGUUGUGAGCAUGUGGCUUCAGAAAUGAGAUUGUAGACGAUACCCUGUUGUGUUAUGCUGUAAGGGUAUUGAAAAAGUAAGAUUGUUCCGAGGCAUUGAAAACCUUUACUCCAGAUUCCCUGCUUCAUUCUCUCCUUCGGUCUUAUGAGGGUAUAUUUGUUUGUUUAUGUGUGUAUUUGUUUUUUUAGAAUGAAUAAAAAAGUUUUUGUUA
Molecule: messenger RNA, 3660 nt
Organism: Lineus longissimus
Lineage: Eukaryota; Metazoa; Nemertea; Pilidiophora; Heteronemertea; Lineidae
Product: F-box/LRR-repeat protein 7-like
Exons: 6
Coding region: 101-2458 (785 amino acids)
Biological process (GO): SCF-dependent proteasomal ubiquitin-dependent protein catabolic process
Cellular component (GO): SCF ubiquitin ligase complex
Molecular function (GO): protein binding
Source: RefSeq, a predicted model, not a curated record